AUGCCAGAAUCCAAAUAUGGGACGUCCGGGAGCCGCAAACGAGGACGUCCACGGAGAGUCAUAGAUGACGAGCAAGUCCCAGAGCGACGUCGGAAGCAGGUUCGCGUCGCACAGCAAGCCUUUCGCGCACGGAAAGAGACUACAAUCAAUAAUCUGCAAACCCGUGUACAUGUGUUGGAGGCGGGCAUCGAGGAGCUCAGCCAGUCAUUCCUCCUGUUCAGUGAUAUCUUGCUGCAGGAUGGAGUAAUCAGAAACCAUCCGCAUCUCGCGCCGUCGCUUCAUAAGAUCACUAAACAGUAUGUGUCGCUUGCGGCACAUGGAUGUGACGAUGCCGAUCUACCUGCCUUGGACGAGAUUUCUACAGAUACCGACGACAACGGAGGUGCUAUGACAAAUAUUAACUUAGGAUUUGAUCCCGGUGCUGCGAGCAUAUAUCCUCCAUCGUUUAACGAGGACUCGAUUGAGUCUCUAUUGUCACUGACUCAAUGGCCCGAGACACAACUGCCUGCUACACCACCUUAUCAAGAACAAUCGAUGCUUCCCUUUGGACUCAUUCUGCCAAAUAGGUCCCCUACAAUCGAUGCUCCAGUCCCGACGGUACCGAGUCCUCUGGCAACAAUACUGCCUAGCGGUCUUGCAAGGAAAGGGCACUGGACCCUUUCACAUCGGAUUGUGCGAGAAUGCUGCGCAUGCGUAUAUCGUCUGCUGGUGAACACGCCGAAUGACGUUACAGAGAUCCAGAGGCUGUUUGGGCAUCAGCUUACAAGUGCUGAGUGCAAUCGCCUAAUCUCUGCGUUCUACCGCCUCAUGCAGGAUGAGGUCGGAGACUUGGUCGAGCUCAGAACUCAAGUUCUCGAUCCGCUGCGGUCGACCGUAGGUGCCUGGUCUCCGGACCAAAUUCAAAAGUACUACAGGGCACGGCAACUCAUGAGUGAGUUUGGCCCUGAUGAGUGGCUGGAUGCGAGUGGAGUGCAGAAGCUUUUACAACAAAAGGGGAUUAGCAUCUUAGAGAGUCACUCUCCGCAUUCUAGUCUGCGCGUUGAUGCUCCUUUAAGCAUUGAUAUGACGGCGUUCAUAAGGUGCCUCUCUCUGUGUGGUGUAUGUGCCAAUUCUGGGCCGGUGUUUCGAAAGCGAGAUGUCGAGAACGCCUUACGACUUGCCAGUUCCAGUGGGGUCUGGCCAUUUGAAACUCAAUACUAUGUACCCUGA
Aspergillus puulaauensis is the source of this 1209-nucleotide messenger RNA. Its product is annotated as bZIP transcription factor. Gene Ontology annotation, molecular function: DNA-binding transcription factor activity. The transcript is spliced from 3 exons. The record is from RefSeq and is a predicted model, not a curated record. Gene Ontology annotation, biological process: regulation of DNA-templated transcription. Lineage: Eukaryota; Fungi; Ascomycota; Eurotiomycetes; Eurotiales; Aspergillaceae. Bases 1 to 1209 code for a protein of 402 amino acids.